Ceratitis capitata (Mediterranean fruit fly) is the source of this 1635-nucleotide messenger RNA. RefSeq lists its product as uncharacterized. The record is from RefSeq and is a predicted model, not a curated record. NCBI's taxonomy places the organism in Eukaryota, Metazoa, Arthropoda, Insecta, Diptera, Tephritidae. The transcript is spliced from 7 exons. Bases 1 to 1635 code for a protein of 544 amino acids.
AUGCAACUGCAAUUACUGCUUGCCUCCUGGAGUAUUUGUGCCAUAUUUGUGGGUGUGAUGGCUACAUAUCUUAGUGAUUUCGUGACAUUGCGACGUCAAAGCAAUUGGUCUUCAGAGGAAAUCGCACCCGAUCGCAAUAGUUCCAAAGUGUUAAGUGAUGACAGAAGACAGUGGCAUUCCGAUAUAGCUGAUCACUACCAAUUGCGUUUUAAGCCCCUUCGUCAAAUGCCACGUUUAUACUGGCCAAAAUUAACGCAGGAAGAAGUAUCGACCGAACUUAUAACAACGGAUGUAGUGGCUACCGUAUCCAAUACGGAGCUACCAGCAGAGGAUUAUAAAGAAAUUGCACCAGUUACUACCACCGCUGCGCAGCCCAUCCUCAAUACAACAAUAACAACAACAGCUACAGCAACAGCGACAACAACUGUGGUGUCAUUGCCCACAGUUAGUACUGCAUUGGCCUCCAAUGUCAUGAACUCAAUCAUGCGACCACCACAAAUUAGUGAUGCCAUGCAAAAUUUGCUAUUCCACGGCUCGCCGUUCAGCUUCAAACUGUUGCAACAACAAAAGCAAGAUGGUAAAAAAUCAAAAAGCAAAGGUUUUCUAAGCCUCUUCGAGGUAAUCAAAUUUAAAAACACUAAAUGUUCAGUGGCUAUGGAAGAGAUCGAUAUACGUGUGCGCGCCUUGGAGGGCGUUUGCUAUCAUGAAUUUGAGUGCAAAAGCUUAGGUGGCAUACCGACCGAGCCCUGUGCUGAUGGUGUGGGCGUAUGUUGUGUGUUUUUAACCGGUUGUGGCGCUACGACAAAGCAAUCAGUAGUCUACUUUGAGAGUCCCAACUAUCCGAAUCCGGUGCAUGAUAUGCUGAUAUGUGUGCUGAUUAUAAAUUUACGCGAUAAUGUGCAGCAGCUGCGACUCGAUUUCAUAAUGUUUGAGAUAAAUCGACCUACAGAUGGUGACUGCGUGGAUGACCAAUUUGUUGUUUCCGGUCAAAAUAUAAAUUUUGUUGUACCAAUUCUAUGUGGCAUUAAUACUGGACAACAUAUCUACGUUGAUGUGAGCAAUUCUUUUGAGAGAAAAAUUUACAUCUCCUUUAUAACUAAAAUGGCUGUUGGUCAACGCACAUUUAAUAUUAAAAUAAUACAGCUUGAAAGCGAUUUGGCUCCAGAGGGUUGUUUGCAAUUUUACACCGAAAUUGAAGGCGUCGUGAAGUCAUUCAAUUAUGACACCGAUGGCGCUUUUGUUAACAACGCAGGUGCAACAUAUUUUAAUAAUCUGAAUUAUGCAAUUUGUCUGCAACGCUCGAAGGAUAUGUGUGCCGUGACUUAUACAGCCGUUCAAAAUGGUGGAGAACAGUUGGACUUUCAGAUUGUCAAUAAAGAUGAAGACGAAGUCGACUUGGUUCCCGAUGGUCAAGCGGGUGCUGGCAUUUUCAAUUGUCCUGAUGACUAUAUCGCGAUCAAUCAAGUACGCCUCUGUGGUGAGCGUUUCAACGAUGGCACCGAUACAGAUGACUUCACACAGAACGCAGCGAUCAGAGAUGUCGCAGCGGGACCAAUUAUACUGCCAGUUCGCAGCAAUGAGGAAUAUGUGGGUCGCGGUUUCCUCCUCACCUACAAGCAGGAGCUAUGCACUUGA